AUGAAGCUCUCAUUCUCCCUCCCCAACAAGACUGCAAAGCCAGUCGGUGCGGCACCACCUCUCAAGAAAUCAGCAGCGUUUGCAUCCUUUGGUGACGACGACCAUGUCGACGCUGCUCCUACUCUGUUCGACAACAAGACUGCAGCAGCGAACAAGAAGCUAUUAGCUCAGAAUGUUGAAUCUUCGAAGGCCGCCAGGAAACGCAUGGAGCAGGAGAUGAAGGUUGAUGCUACGGUGUAUCAGUAUGAUGAAGUUUGGGAUAGAAUGCAAGAUGUUAAGCUCAAGCAGAAGGAGGCGAAAGAAGUUGAUGCCAAACGACGAAAGCCCAAGUACAUCGAAGGCCUUCUAACUUCAGCUGCCACACGACGCCUGGAUCAUUUGCGUGCAGAAGAGAAGAUGAUGCAACGAGAAAGGGAGGCCGAAGGAGACGAAUUCGCCGACAAAGAGGCCUUCGUCACUCAGGCAUACAAGGAUCAAAUGGCUGAGGUUCGGAGAGCGGAGGAGGAAGAGAAACAGAGAGACGAGGCGGAGAAAAAGAAACGGAAGGGAGCGCCGACUGGCAUGGCUCAUUUCUACCGUAAACUCCUGGAAGACUCAGAACAACAGCACGAAGAGGCAGUGGCAGCAACGGAGACCAAACGCGUUGUUGGUCCACAAGGGCCCGCUCCAAAUCUAACUAUCACGAAGCCUCCCGAAUUGAAGCCGAAAUCAGACCUCGAGCUUGCACAAUUUGCUAGAGAGCAGGGCAAAGACGUCGAGCUCAACGAUGACAACCAAAUCGUUGACAAGCGUGAAUUGCUCUCUGCUGGCUUAAACUUAUCUGCUCCCAACACCCGACGACUUGGGCUACAGAUCCCGAAGCAAACUACCGGCACGAGUGAGGUUCAAGCUCACCAGGCGGUAGGAACAGCAGCAAGCCGGAGAGAAAUCAAUGAACGCCGCGCACGGGAAAUCAGGCAACAGCUGGAAGAGGAACGUGAACGAGCGGCGAAGCAGAAAGAGGCAAAUGAGGAAGAAGCAAGACAGCGAACAAUAUUGAAGCGGAACACGCAAGAGGACGUGCAGGAUAUUCGUGCACGUUACCUAGAAAGAAAAAGACGGAAACUAGAGGAAGUGCCAGUGGCUAGCGGAGGUGACGAUCUGGUAUCAUAA
Molecule: messenger RNA, 1152 nt
Organism: Suillus paluster
Lineage: Eukaryota; Fungi; Basidiomycota; Agaricomycetes; Boletales; Suillaceae
Product: coiled-coil domain-containing protein 55-domain containing protein
Exons: 3
Coding region: 1-1152 (383 amino acids)
Biological process (GO): regulation of alternative mRNA splicing, via spliceosome
Source: RefSeq, a predicted model, not a curated record